Molecule: messenger RNA, 1197 nt
Organism: Talaromyces amestolkiae
Lineage: Eukaryota; Fungi; Ascomycota; Eurotiomycetes; Eurotiales; Trichocomaceae
Exons: 3
Coding region: 1-1197 (398 amino acids)
Biological process (GO): protein folding; positive regulation of ATP-dependent activity
Cellular component (GO): cytosol
Molecular function (GO): ATPase activator activity; protein-folding chaperone binding
Source: RefSeq, a predicted model, not a curated record
AUGGCUCUCCACAAUCCCAACAACUGGCACUGGGUUAAUAAGGAUGUUGCCCCUUGGACCAAGACCUAUCUCCAGGAUAGCCUGUCCAAGAUCUCCGCCGAAGAAGAUGGCGUUUCUGCCAAGGUUGAGAAAGUGCUCAGUAUGGAUGGCGACGUAGAUGUCAGCCAGCGUAAAGGAAAGGUUAUUACUCUUUAUGAUGUGAAAUUGCAGCUAGAAUACGAAGGUUCAUCAUUCCCCUCACUCAAGCGAGUUUUCUCUUUUUGUAAAACUAAGGAUGAGGAGACCGUCACCGGCACCAUCACCAUUCCCGAAGUCGCUCAUGAUACCGAAGAGGAUGAGUUUGUCUUCGAAAUCAGCGUCUACUCGGAGUCGUCGUCAAAGCAGCCUGUAAAGGAUCUUGUUCGGUCCAAGAUUCUUCCUCAAUUACGCGUGGAACUCGCCAAACUUCCCAAGGUUCUCGUCACGGAACACGGAAAGGAUAUCCAGCACGCUCCCGGCUCAAACCCUUCCAGCGGAUUUGCGACACCUGCUUAUCACCCACACAAAUCACCCAGCCCAGCAGCUGGUACGCCCAAGACAACCACCACAUCCACUGGCAAGGUUUCUGUUAACACGACGACUGUGACUGCGUCGGAUGAAUUCCGCACAACCGCGGAAGAAUUGUACACUACGUUCACCGAUCCCCAACGCAUCGCAGCGUUCACUCGCGGGCCACCCCGCCAGUUCGAAGGUGCCAACGUUGGCGGCAAAUUCGCCAUCUUUGACGGCAACGUGACCGGCGAGUACGUUACGCUCGAACCCUCGAAGCGAGUUGUCCAGAAAUGGCGCUUGGCUCAAUGGCCGGAAGGUCACUUCAGUACACAGGAAAUCGUCUUCGAUCAGAACGAUGUGGAUAGUGUGACUGUGAUGCGGGUUACCUGGACCGGUGUCCCUGUUGGACAAGAAGAGGUUGUGCAGCGUAACUGGGACGGAUAUUAUGUUCGCAGUAUUAAGCAGACCUUCGGGUACAGUCCCCCGUCUUCCUUCGCUACCAUCACCACUGUCCCCCGAGAUGCCCCUCCCCCUUCUUUUUCUACCUCAUCGUCCUCUUCAAAUCAGUUUUCUUUGGUGACACGAUUGCUGAUGUUCUUCUUUGUUCUUCUUCUUGGCGUAGGUUUGGCACGAUACUCUGAGAUCCUGAAGUUCUUCCAGUCCUAG